UAAAUUAACGAGUGAUGCGGGCUGGGUAGUCGGUGUAAGCUUUGACUAUAAUAGUAGAAAAAUCCCUCCAAUGAUAAAUCCCAACCUUAUAUCUCUGUGUAAGCUGACCCCGUGAUUGAUUGCUGAGAGAAAGCGAGAGACAGACAGAUAGAGAAGAAGAAAUGGGCAAAGAAGGCAAUUUUCCACUAUUUGAAACAAAAGUUGCGAAGGGUCGUAACCUCUUCAGAUGCUAUGCAGCAUCAGUGUUUGUGGGUAUCAUUUUUAUCUGUGUCUACAGGGCGAUACACUUCCCAGCUGCAAAUGGGCAAGUGCUUAGAAGAUGGGCUUGGAUGGGGUUGUUCUUAUCUGAGCUGUGGUUCAGCCUCUACUGGUUUGUCUCACAAUUUUCUAGAUGGAACCCCAUCUAUCGUUACACCUUCAAAGACAGGCUCUCUCAGAGAUACGAGAAGAUUUUGCCAGGUGUAGACAUAUUUGUGUGCACUGCGGACCCAACGAUAGAGCCACCCAUCAUGGUCAUCAACACUGUUUUAUCAGUCAUGGCUUAUAACUACCCAUCACACAAACUAAGUGUCUAUCUCUCUGAUGAUGGGGGCUCGGACCUGACCUUCUAUGCUUUGUUAGAGGCCUCUCGCUUCUCAGAGCUUUGGCUACCAUUCUGCAGGAAAUUCAAGAUAGAACCAAGGUCACCUGCGGCUUAUUUUUCCUCAACUCCUCAACCAAAUGAUUGUAAUCCUCCCAUGCCUCUGGACUGGUUCUCUGUCAAGAAAGCAUAUGAAGACAUGGAGAAUAGAAUAGAAACCACCACUAGACUGGGCAGAAUUUCAGAAGAAAUAAGAAAGGAGCACAAGGGAUUUCUGGAGUGGGAGUAUGCUGCAACACGGCAGAAUCAUCCGUCCAUUGUUGAAAUACUAAUUGAUGGGAGAGAUGGUAAGGCUGUGGAUGUUGAAGGACAACCAUUGCCAACUCUGGUAUACUUGGCACGUGAGAAGAGACCCCAAUAUCAUCACAAUUUUAAGGCUGGAGCUAUGAAUUCACUGAUAAGGGUCUCAUCAAAGAUAAGCAACGGUUCUAUUAUUCUUAAUGUGGACUGUGACAUGUACUCAAACAAUUCCGAAAUAGUGAGAGAUGCUCUAUGCUUUUUCAUGGAUGAAGAGAAGGGCCAUGAAAUUGCUUAUGUACAGUUUCCACAGAACUACAACAAUCUCACCAGGAAUGACUUGUAUGGUACUGAUAUGAGGGUAAUUAAAACGGUGGAGUUUCCAGGCAUGGAUGCUUGUGGGGGGCCUUGCUAUGUUGGUAGUGGGUGCUUUCAUAGGAGAGAAACACUCUGUGGGAUGAAAUAUAGCAAGGAAUGCGAGAGAGGAUGGAAGAGAGAGUAUGACAGAGAGAACAGAGAAAGUGCAAGUGUGUUAGAAGAAUCAUGCAAGGUGCUUGCGAGUUGUACAUAUGAAGAGAACACUCAAUGGGGAAAGGAGAUGGGAUUGAAGUACGGUUGCGCGGUGGAAGACAUUAUUACAGGAUUGUCGAUACAAUGCAGAGGUUGGAAAUCCAUCUAUUGUAGACCAGAAAGGAAUGGCUUCUUGGGUGUUGUUCCAACAACACUGUUGCAAUCACUAGUACAAAAUAAGAGGUGGUCUGAAGGCCAGUUUCAGAUCUUUCUCUCAAGGCACUGUCCCUUUGUAUAUGGACAUAAGAAGAUUCCUCUGAAUCUACAAUUCUCAUACUCUCCCUACUCACUGUGGGCUUCAACCUGCUUGGCUACACUAUACUAUGUUACUGUUCCACCCCUCUGUCUCCUCGGCGGUGUCUCCUUAUUUCCGGAGAUAUCAAGCCUGUGGAUCCUACCCUUCGUCUAUGUGGUCGUGGCCAAGUAUUCAUACAGCUUAGGCGAGUUUCUAUGUUCUGAUGGCACAAUCCAAGGCUGGUGGAAUGAACAAAGAGCUUGGGUGUACAGAAGGACAACUUCAUACCUUUUUGCCUUCCUUGAUACAAUCUUGAAGCUACUAGGAUUUGUGGAGUUGAGUUUUGUAAUCACUGCAAAGGUGUCUGAUGAAGAUGUAUCUCGAAGAUAUGAGCAGGAACUCAUGGAGUUUGGAUCUCCCUCACCAAUGUUUACCAUAUUAGCAACACUUGCGAUGCUCAAUCUGUUCUGUUUUGUCUGGAGUGUACAGAGGGUGGUCGUGGAUGUUCAAGACAGAGCAUUAGAGUCACUAGCAUUGCAGAUUAUCCUAUGUGGGGUUCUUGUUCUCAUCAACGCGCCCCUAUAUCAGGGCCUCUUUUUCCGCAAGGACAAGGGCGCCAUGCCCACCUCUGUUACAUACAAGUCUGUUACUUUAGCCUUACUGGCUUGUGCAAUAGCCUUGUAUUAGUCCUACCGUGUAAGAAAAUUGUCUCCUUUCCGCAAGUUUUUAUAUUUAUGUAAUGCUUUGUAGUUGAAGAACUAA
This is a messenger RNA of Vitis riparia (riverbank grape), 2444 nucleotides long. Its product is annotated as cellulose synthase-like protein E6. The coding region runs from base 162 to 2369 and encodes 735 amino acids. Lineage: Eukaryota; Viridiplantae; Streptophyta; Magnoliopsida; Vitales; Vitaceae. Gene Ontology annotation, biological process: plant-type primary cell wall biogenesis; cellulose biosynthetic process. Gene Ontology annotation, cellular component: trans-Golgi network; plasma membrane. Gene Ontology annotation, molecular function: mannan synthase activity; cellulose synthase (UDP-forming) activity. The transcript has 8 exons. The record is from RefSeq and is a predicted model, not a curated record.